GCCCGAUCGGAGGCAUCGAGCGGCUUUGGCUUACGAUAACAAGAUUUAACAACAAGUACCAGUCAAUCUCUUAUCAAUUGUGAACGGUCAAAGAAUUGACACCGAGUCCCUAUACAACAUUUAUGUUUGUGCUAAUAGAUUGAUUAUUGAUUUAGAAUAUUCUUUGUGAAUCACAUCAAACACUCAUAAUGUGGCAAAGUGUUUACCUUUUGCUGACCGCUGUCGUAAUAGUGGCGUCAGCACCUGAUCGUAAUAAUGCGCUAAAGUUCGACAUUUCGCAAUCACAUAUAACAGUUAUCAAUGAUGUCAAAUCAAGCCUGAAUGACAUUACACCUGCUCAAUGGAAGGGCUUUGUGACAUCUGGAGUCGAUUCAAUUAAUAGACAAAAAAGGCUGGAAGAUAAUCUUUUAAGCUCUGCCAUUACGGUGCAGAAUGGCAGCUUGUCACAUGCUCAACUACUCGACACGUUGCCCAAUGAAAAGUCCAAGCUGGACAGCGAUAUUGCGCUAAAAAUGCUCAAGGCAAGUCUCUACAUCUACAACAGCAAGUGUGAUCCCGAGGCUAUCAGUGGCGAUCAAUGUCGCACCUAUUUGGAGUCGAAGCCGCUGCCAGAGGGCAGCACUCUAAGGUCGGAGUGCGAGAGGUUGUUGAACACCCAACGAGAUGGACAUCACGCUUUCAGGCGCCUGUUGCCGCAGGACUAUAAGGAUGGUUUCCUUCAGCUGUACAAUGAGCGUGAUCAGCCCAACGCUUGGGACAUUAGCAUGGCGCUCUACGAUCGUGAAAAUGAGGCCGCCGAGAAGACGCGCUCAAGAAGCCGCAGCGAUGACAGUCGCAACUUGAACUUGGUGUUGGUGCAGUUUGCACAGUUCGUUGAACACGAUCUCAGCAAAACAGUUUCACAGUCGAUGAGCAGUGGUUCGCCUAUUGAGUGCUGCAAUCGCGAUCAGCACAAGUUGCAGCCACGCUUCCAUCAUCCGUUCUGUGCUCCAAUCACGUCACAGGAUAAAUACGGUUUCCACAACUGCUUGAACUAUGUGCGCAGCGCACUUGCUGUAGGCGAAAGCUGCAACUUUGGCGGUGCCGAGCAGCUUAAUCAAGCCACUGGCGUCCUGGAUCUCUCUCAGCUUUAUGGCUUUACCGAUGCUGCUCAAAGCAAAAUGCGUACGCUGUCAAAGGGCACUUUAAAGUCCAGUUCCAAUGGCAAUCUGUUGCCUCGCACCUCGGACAAUGAUGAGCACACCUUCUGUGCUUGGGGCGACAAUGCAAAUGCCACCAAUUGUUUUGUUGCCGGCGACUCACGAGUCAAUAGCAAUCCUCUCUCCAUUCUUGUCUACACCAUCUUUUUGCGCAAUCACAAUCGCAUUGCCGCUGAGCUUUUGUCGCGCCACAAGAAUUGGAACGAUGAACAAUUGUUCCAGGCUGCGAAGACCAUCAAUGUGGAUAUCUAUCGUCGUGUGAUCAUGAAUGAAUGGCUGCCCGAGGUGCUGGGUGCCAACAAUGCAGCUCAGGUGCUAAACACGCCAGCAGCAACAGCGGGACAACCUUUGCCUGAGGUCUCGAAUGAAUUUGGAGUUGCUGCCAUUCGAUUCUACUUCUCAAUGCUGCCCAAUGUGCUGCACAAUUUGGCCAAUACUAAUGAUGUUGCCUCAAAUAAUAAUGUCCUGCCACUGACCAAUCUGUUUGAGCUCAAAAAUGAAAUUUACACACCCCAAAUUCAAUACACACCCCAGAAACUGAAUGAGAUCCUGCAGAGUUUACUUCAUGAGCGUGCCAUGAAGAUGGAUGCUUCCUAUGUUGGUGCCAUUGUGUGGCAUGAACGCACGAAGCCAACUCAUGCCGAUGUCUUGGCAUUUGACAUACAAAGAGGACGCGACCAUGGACUUCAGCCAUACUACAAAUACUUGGAGGCUUGCAGCAAUACGAAGAAGGUUACUGGUUGGGCCGACUUUGAGCCCUAUAUCCCCAGGGAGAUCUUGGAUAAGCUGAAGAACCUCUACAGAGAAUGCAAGGAUGUGGAUCUUAUAAUUGGAGGCAUUUCCGAGCGCAUUGUCAAUGGCACUGUGGGACCCACCUUUAGCUGCAUUUUGUCCGAGCAAUUCUCCAGAAUCCAUCAGCGUCAUCAGCUGCAACAGACGUCAACCCACAGCACUUUAUUGGAUGCCUAUAGAAGCAUGAACGGAAGCAAGCUUUUAUGUCUGAACUCGAAUGUGCGCGCUGUGCCCGAGAAUAUAUUCAGAUUGCAGUCGAACAGCAAUCGACUGGUUGAUUGUAACAAUGUGGCAUAAUUCGGCAAUGGAAGAUUGUGGACAGUGCAACUUGGAGCGUAACGAAAAACCCCCAAUUAAUGGCAAGACGAAUUUAUAGUAGACGAUGUUCCUAAUCUCCAUUUACUCAGCCACCUGUGGAAUGCAGGUUGCACAUCCAAUGAAAGAAAAAGUGAACAAACUUCAACCUUAAGUAACAUUUACUAUACUCUAUAAGCACAUAUUUGUAUCUAUACUUGCGAAUCCAAAUACAGAGUUGCAAAUAUAUGUAAAAUGUAUAUAAAUCCAUUAAGUACAACUUGCUUAA
Molecule: messenger RNA, 2574 nt
Organism: Drosophila nasuta
Lineage: Eukaryota; Metazoa; Arthropoda; Insecta; Diptera; Drosophilidae
Gene: Irc
Product: Immune-regulated catalase
Exons: 11
Coding region: 189-2288 (699 amino acids)
Biological process (GO): response to oxidative stress
Molecular function (GO): heme binding; peroxidase activity
Source: RefSeq, a predicted model, not a curated record